This is a messenger RNA of Nematolebias whitei (Rio pearlfish), 4708 nucleotides long. It is a transcript of the gene nrcama, whose product is annotated as neuronal cell adhesion molecule a. The coding region runs from base 188 to 4141 and encodes 1317 amino acids. Gene Ontology annotation, biological process: cell-cell adhesion. Gene Ontology annotation, molecular function: protein binding. NCBI's taxonomy places the organism in Eukaryota, Metazoa, Chordata, Actinopteri, Cyprinodontiformes, Rivulidae. The transcript has 32 exons. The record is from RefSeq and is a predicted model, not a curated record.
CUGCUGCAGCAGCUGAGAGAGGAGGAGGGGGCUUGUGGGGAGCAUGGACACACCAGCCGGGCACAGUCCCUCCAACACACCUUCACCUCAUCAUCUUCAGCAGCAUCACUGACAGGAAAAACGGGCGGAUUGUUCCUCUUCACCCCAACAACCUGUAACUUUCUGUAAAACCUGGUGGAAAAAGAUCAUGGCGACACUGAAACUUAGGAAUAUGGACAGGAAUCUAAAGUGGGUUCCAGGUCUUGGAGCUGUGCUGCUGAUCCUCCUGAGCCACAUGAUUUCAGCACUCGAAGUGCCUCUUGAUCCUAAAGUACUGGAAGGAUUGCCUCAACCUCCCACCAUUACGCUGCAGUCCCCAAAGGAUUACAUCUUUGAUCCCAGGGAGAACAUCGUCAUCCACUGCGAGGCCAAAGGGAAGCCUCAUCCCAGUUUCUCCUGGACGAGAAACGGUACUCACUUUGACGUGGACAAAGACCCCAAAAUCCUGAUGAAACCUGGUUCUGGGACUCUUGUAAUCGACAUCAGCGGGGAAAAGGCUGAAGCCUACGAGGGAACGUAUCAGUGUAGAGCUCAAAACGAGCACGGAGCGGCUCUGUCUAAUAACAUCGUCAUCAGACAGUCCCGGUCCCCCUUAUGGUCAAAGGAGAAAAAUGAGGCUAUCAUGGUGCAGAUGGGGACCCCCCUCGUGUUGCCAUGCCGACCUCCAGCAGGACUGCCUCCUCCUGUCAUCUUUUGGAUGGAUAACAAUUUUCAGAAGCUGACCCUGGACAAACGAGUGUCUCAGGCCCUGAAUGGAGAUUUGUACUUUUCGAAUGUCCUCCCAGAAGACACCCGGAGUGACUACAUUUGCUACGCUCGCUUCCCCCACACCCAAACUAUCCAGCAGAAGCAGCCCAUUUCAGUCACGGUGCUGGACAGCAGCUCAAAGGGGGAGCGUCGCCCUGGUUUCAUGUUGCCUUUUGGCGCCACGAGCACCAAGAUGGUUCUAAAAGGAGAAACUCUGGAGCUGGAGUGCAUCGCUGAAGGAUUGCCCACUCCAGAUGUUUUCUGGCAGAAGGAAGAAGGGGAGCUGCCGAGCAGCAGGACGUCAUUCCAAAACUUCAAGAAAACACUGAAGAUUUCGAAUGUGGAGGAAAAUGAUGCUGGUGACUACCGCUGUACCGCCACCAACAAGCUGGGCUCUGCACACCACACCAUUAAAGUCUAUGUAAAAGCGGCUCCUUUCUGGGUCAGUGCUCCCAGGAACCUGAUCCUCGCUCCGAAUGAGACCGGCAUCCUAACUUGCAGAGUUAAUGGAGAGCCCAAACCGGAUAUCCACUGGUUUGUCAAUGGAAUUCCGUUAGAGAAUGCUCCUAUGGACCACAGACGCGAGGUAGAUGAUGACACUGUGACUCUGAGCAAUGUGAAGACAGGGACCAGUUCUGUCUACCAAUGCAAUGCAUCCAAUGAGUUUGGCUACCUAAUGGCUAAUGCUUUUGUUAGUGUUCUUGCUGAACCACCAAGAGUGCUCACUCCACCCAACCAAGUGUAUCGUGUCAUCACCAACAACCCUGCUUUACUUGACUGUUUCUCCUUUGGCUCUCCAUUACCGUCCAUCACAUGGUUCAAAGACUUUCAGAUCAGCAUUAAGAAUGGUGACCCAUAUGUGAUUCACAAGAAUGGGACUCUGGAAAUUAAUGUAGCCCAGCCGCAACAUAGUGGAAACUACACCUGCAUCGCCACCAACAACCUGGGGAGGAAAGAGAAUCAGGUCUCCCUGGAAGUCAAAGAGCCUACUCGUAUCCUGAAACAGCCGGAGUACAGGGUGGUGCAGAGAGGAAUGAGCGCCAUGUUUGAGUGUAAAGUCAAACACGACCGUACCCUCACUCCCACAAUGACCUGGCUGAAGGACGACAGAGAGCUGCCUCGCGACGACAGGUUUGUGGUGGGCAAGGAGAGCCUGACCAUCAGUGAUGUGGCAGAUGAUGAUGAGGGCACUUACACCUGCAUCACUAACACUAUUCUGGAUCAGGACUCCGCCAGCGCCAAGCUGACUGUUGUUGAGGCAACUCCUACUCCGGCACUCGUUUACGAGAAACCUGACCCACCAAAUGACCUGGAACUGACUGAUCAGACAGAGAGAAGCGUUCAGCUCACCUGGACCCCUGGAGAUGACCACAACAGUCCAACUCAGAACUUCCUGAUUCAGUACGAAGAUUCGCUCCACGAGCCGGGAGUUUGGGUCAACCUGACAGAUGUUCCUGGUACCAGCACCACAGCCCAGCUGCAGCUCUCCCCAUACGUGUACUACUCCUUUAGAGUCCAGGCGCGGAAUAAAGUCGGCUUGAGCGAGCCCAGUUGGCCUUCGCGACAAUACAGGACCAACCCUGCAGCUCCAGAUGAAAAUCCAACAAAUGUUCAAGGUAAAGGAACAGAACCUGGCAACUUGGUCAUCUCCUGGACGCCACUAACGGGUUUCCAGUCUAAUGGACCCGGUCUGGAAUACAAAGUCCAUUGGAGACAGAAGGACCUGGAAAGAGAGUGGAAAUCCAAAAAUGUUGUCAACUCUUCUCAACUGAUUGUCACUGGAGCUCCAAUCUACGUGCCGUAUGAAUUUAAAGUUCAAGCCUUCAAUAAUUACGGCAACGGCCCUGAACCGGACGUAGUAACUGGUUACUCAGGAGAAGACUUGCCUUUGGCUGCUCCUGACAACGUGCAGGUCAUGGUUCGUAACGGCACACUGGCUGAAGUCCACUGGGAGCCCGUUUCUGUCUCUUCUGUUCAAGGAGAAUUACAAGGAUAUAACGUGUACUACCGUCGUGAGCGUGGCCGGCAGGAGGCAGAGGGGGAAGGAGAUAAUAAAGAGCAAGUUUUAACUUUCAGUGGAAACCGCAGUGAGGGAACGCUGCCGGGACUUCACCCCUACAGUGUGUACAACAUCUUCAUUAGAGUCCUUAACAGCAAAGGAGAAGGACCUCACAGCUCCAACAAGACUUUUGAAACACCUGAAGGAGUCCCAGGUCCUCCUUCUUUUCUGAACGUGAUCAAUCCUGGUUUGGACUCUCUCACUCUGAAUUGGGGCCCACCACUAAGCAACAAUGGCCGCCUCACAGGAUACACCCUCAAAUACCAACCAGUCAAUACCACGAAUGAGCUGGGACCACUGAGGGUGAUCAACCUCGAGUUUAACGAGACGACGCUAACCCUGGGCAGCCUGAACACCAGUGUGCUCUACAAGUUUUACUUAAGUGCAACGACAAUCAAGGGCCCUGGCCCCAAUAUUACAGAAGAGGCCUAUACAGCCAUGGAUAUAACUCUUAUUCAGCCCACUAUAGAGGCGGGCAAAGGCCCCACAGAGCCCCCUCACCAAACUUCCCCCACCACUCAGUCUCUGCACUCCCCGUUUCACAAUGCGCCUCCUGUUGGCCCUGUGUUUGGCACGGUUAAUGCGUCUGCGAUUGAGGGAGGUGCAGUGAUCAGUUGGGAAUACUUUGGACUCCAAAAGAAUGUUUUUGUGGAAUAUAAUGUAGAAAACACAUCAGUUCCAGGUGAAGAGGACUGGAAAAGGGAGGUGGUAAACGGUACGCAUUCACAUACGAUAAAAGGCUUAAAGCCGGGGACGUCCUAUAGGGUGCGAGUGGUAGCUAGAGACGGCGCUGACCAGGCGGUCCACAAGACAGACAAAGUGUUGGUUACAGUGCCAGCUGUUCCCAAUCGGCAGAUAGACAUUGCCACACAGGGCUGGUUCAUCGGGCUGAUGUGUGCCAUCGCUCUGCUUAUCCUCGUGCUUCUCAUAGUUUGCUUCAUCAAGAGAAACAAAGGUGGCAAAUAUCCAGUGAAAGAGAAAGAAGAUGCUCACCAAGACCCUGAGAUCCAGCCCAUGAAGGAGGAUGAUGGAACCUUUGGGGAGUACAGGUCAAUGGAGAGCGACACCGAGGAUCACAAGCCGCUGAAGGGCAGCCGGACGCCGUCCAACGGGACGGUGCGUCGCGACGAGAGCGACGACAGUUUAGUGGACUACGGGGAGGGUGGGGACGGACAGUUUAACGAGGACGGAUCCUUUAUUGGCCAGUACAGCGGCAAGAAAGAGAAAGACACACAUGAAGGCAACGAGAGUUCUGAGGCCCCGUCGCCUGUCAAUGCCAUGAACUCAUUUGUGUAACAACGUGCUUCAGCCUGACUGCAGGGGUUGCAAUGGCCACCCAGCGUUACCCUGGCAAACAUGAGCAUCGCUGUGGUGACAGCUGCUGAGUUGACACUUGUUAUAGUAACAUACUUUUACCCCCUGGUGACUGUCUUUCUGGUGACCAAGGCUACCUACCUAGACUGCGGACAUGUCAUCAUCUCCACACCCAUCAGCCCCAGUCACACUGUGACCUCCAGAUGAACACACAAACAGUCCCCCGCCCCCCAAACCACUGAAAGAAAAGAUGGAGGAGCAAGCAAUAUAGAAUGUACCGGAGGGCUUUUACCACUCAGACUGAGCACGAGUGUGGCCAAUUGUGUGUUAGUGCCAUUUAAUCCCUAAAUAUGAUGUAUCAAAUAUUUAUAUAUUUUAAUGAAAGUACUCUUCAUGACCCGCUGGCAGGCUAAUAUGCAUCGAUUCACAUUUACAGCACCUGCAUGAAAGUAACUCGUGAGUCCGUUACGCAUUUUACAACCUUGUGUGAGUUUUUUUUGCAGAGGUAAGUUGCAUUUUUACACGGUAUUUGGUGCACGAGCCACUGGA